Messenger RNA from Doryrhamphus excisus (bluestripe pipefish), 3394 nucleotides. RefSeq names its product cleavage and polyadenylation specificity factor subunit 7-like. The record is from RefSeq and is a predicted model, not a curated record. NCBI's taxonomy places the organism in Eukaryota, Metazoa, Chordata, Actinopteri, Syngnathiformes, Syngnathidae. Gene Ontology annotation, molecular function: RNA binding.
CGUGACGCAGAAUCGCUAAUGGCGUUAACCCGACCCGGAUAAACUUGUUAAUAACACAGCCGCGUGUAUAUGUAAUAUAUAUAUUAGUAAACCAUCUCCUUUUUAAGCUUUAUUAACAUAUGUCGUAUGGGUAGAAUUGCCGUUUCCGCAAUUUUUACUCAUAGGAACCAUCAAGCGCGUCAAGCGUGUUGCUAGCCGGUGACAUUUAGCAGAUGCACUUGACAAGCCAGGCCCUGGGGAUGGCUGCUGCUGCCGGGCCGAGUCAAGCCAAAAAGGGUGCAGUGUACAGUGACUCCAACCUAAGCGACGAGGAUUUGGACCUAAGCAACGAGGCGGAUGAUCUUUUUGAUGAUGCCGUGCUUGCCGGCUCAUGCAGUUCAGCUCAGCACUUGAACGUCACGUCAAAUGCAGCCGCCGGCAGGGAAACGCCAACGAAAACUGAGGAUGAGGCGGUCGCCGUGAAGAACAACGAAAAGGAAAAAGACCCGUCCCGAAAGUACUGUUUAUAUAUCGGACAUUUUUCUUGGUGGACAUCUGACAAAGACCUCAUGUGUGUGGCCCAAAAGUUGGGGGUCAACGAUAUCCACGAGAUCAAAUUUGCAGAGAACAAAACUAAUGGCCAAUCAAGAGGCUAUGCAAAGGUUGUGGUGACUUCAGAGGAAUCGUUAAAAACAUUGUUGGAGAAAAUACCGCAAUGUACGAUGGAUGGGAAAAGCAUCGACUGCCGCUUUGCCACUCAUCAAAACCUCUCCGUGUUUGAGGAUGUCGCCAACAAACGUUUCCCCAUGCGCAGUAAUUCCAGGGACUUGGACCCGCCGGAGGUUCCAUCAUCUCCCCGCGACACAACCCCCCCGAGCGUACCUACCCCCUUCCCGCCGCACCCGCUGGGGAACGUAUUUCCCUCGCAUCCCAGCCCUUUCCUUGGCCAGCCGCCACGCCCUCCCUUCCCGCCGAUGCCCCCCGGCAUCCUCCCGCCACCUUUAUUCCCUCCUCAAGCUUUCAGCGCUCCGAGACAGCCGUCUCCGAGUCUUCAUUUAAAUCCCGCGUACUUCACCCCGCCGCCAGAAAGACAAAGCAGCCAAGCUUACAGUCAGCAAAAACAAAUGUCUCAAAAGGGAGAAAGAGAUUAUGAAGAGCUGUUGAACAGGAACAGGGCCGUGGCUAGCAGCGCCAUCACCAAGGCUGUGACUGGUGCAACAACCGGAGACCUACGGGUGGCCAUGGAAACUCUGUUAACGGCCAUCGCCAUCAUCAAACAGUCCAGCAUCUACAGAGACGAGCGCUGCCAAGCCUUGGUCACCUCCCUCAAAGACUGCCUGGUGUCCAUCCAGGGAAACUCCAGCUACAGGUUGAUUAGCUUUAGUCGCGUAAAUCACACACACACACACACACACAUACGUCUAAUCCAUGAAUGUCACACCCUUCUCAGCAGGAGUAGCAGUCACUCCGACAGCCGGGAUCGAGAGCGGGAAAGGGAUCGCCACAGAGAGAGUUUACCCAGUUGGGAAGGAGCCGGAACAUCUCGAAGGCACAGGGAACGCUCCUGGAGUCGAGAGAGGGACAGGGAGCGUUUGCGGGACAGGCACAGAGACCAGAGGGACCGAUAUCGCUGACUCGGUAAGCUCGUAAAGCGUCGCAGUUUUGUGUGGUCCCGCCGUCACUUAACGCUUGAACGUCACAUCGACGCCGGAGGAGCUUUUCCACUUUUUCUUUCAACGUCUAACUUUGUGCGGUCCGCUGAGGAUUCGGUCACUACUAUCGCGACUUAUUUGUUUAAUCUGCACGACUCACAAAAAAAAAGUUAGGAAUUUGGACUUCGGAUGUUGUGAGUUUUGCCGAAGAGGAAGUUGUGCAGAAAAAUCGGAAGAGUUGAGAUUGUGCAUUUUGGGUUCAUCCUGGAAUUUCAUCCCAAAUACAGGUGGUGUUCGGGUUACCAACAAGUUAUGAAGUAGCCUUUAAGUCACUCGGAAAAACUCCACUCUAGUACUUUUUAGGCUAGUACUCUUCUCCUCCCGGAAUUCCGUGUAACAGCGCACGGAAUCCAUGACCCCCCAGCGAGCAUUCAGUAAUUUUAGUAGUUUUUCCGGGCUCCAAACAUUUCAAAAUAGAAGCACAGACUGAACAAAUAAAUGCUCAAAAUAUACCGUUGUCCGGUAUUCUCGGAAUUCUCCAUGGCGUCUACACGUAAACAAAGAAGUCAUUAUUAUUAUUAUUAUUUAGAAAAAGCUUAAUUUAGGCCAAGAAUUUGUACAAUUUGCUGAAAUCUGCAUUUUUUUUUUUUUUUUACUAAUAUGCCAAAUUCAACCAGGCGGCACGGCGGUCGAGUGGUUAGCGCGCAGACCUCACAACUAGGAAACCAGGGUUCGAUUCCACUCUCGGCCAUCUCUGUAGUGGAGUUUGCAUGUUCUCCCCGGUUUUCUCCGGGUACUCCGGUUUCCUCCCACAUUCCAAAAAAAACAUGCUAGGUUAAUUAGCGACUCCAAAUUGUCCAUAGGUAUGAAUGUGAGUGUGAAUGGUUGUUUGUCUAUAUGUGCCCUGUGAUUGGCUGGCCACCAGUCCAGGGUGUACCCCGCCUCUCGCCCCCAAGACAGCUGGGAUAGGCUCCAGCAACCCCCGCGACCCUCGUGAGGAAAAAGCGGUAGAAAAUGAAUGAAUGAAAUGAAUGAACUGAUGGUUUACUAAUUAAUUUUUCCAAAAAUACGAUAUAGUCCGGAAGCGUUAAUGCAACCGUAAUGUUGUCUCCUCUAUCUGCGCUCUUCGUGGUGUUCAUUUUUCACGUUCCUUUUUUUUCGGAGCCAUAAUUAUGAGCAAACAUCGAUGUUAUUCUUCCUCAAUGUGUGCCGCGUAUACUUCCGUCGGCGCGCGAUGUGACCUGUUCCCGAGCAAGUAUUUAGGGACCAAAGUGUUAUUUUUUUUUUUUUACGGACAGUGUAAAAACCAACGACCACCUGUAUUAUCUCCCACCACCAUCUUGUUUUUGUGAGUAGUGUGUCAUGAAGGUCACAUGAAAAGCAUUGAACUGUAAUCGAAUGCCACCAAUGAUUAGUUUAGAGGACAUUAGUAGAUUAGUGCGAUUCAAUGCCAUCACAUUUAUCGUCCAUAACCAACCACAUUUCACAAUAAAGCAAAACCUAUGAAAAUUGAUUAAUUGGUACGGCGCAACUGACUGAAUACUAAUUGGUUAUUGUUUUGGAAUAUGAACUUCUUGAAUGUUUUUGGUUAGGCUGCUGCUGUUGGAAAUGUCCUUUUUGGUUUCGGACUUGUUUCAAAGGCUAUACUGUGUAGAUCGAUUCAGAUUAGAACCCUUUGCAUGUGCAGACGCCUGCAAAUGUAUAUAACACAUGUUCAUUGUUGUCUUUUGUAUUAUAUAUAUAUAAAAAAUCCCUAAACUGUA